Molecule: messenger RNA, 1880 nt
Organism: Danio aesculapii
Lineage: Eukaryota; Metazoa; Chordata; Actinopteri; Cypriniformes; Danionidae
Gene: ankrd1a
Product: ankyrin repeat domain 1a (cardiac muscle)
Exons: 9
Coding region: 365-1318 (317 amino acids)
Biological process (GO): regulation of transcription by RNA polymerase II
Cellular component (GO): nucleus
Molecular function (GO): RNA polymerase II-specific DNA-binding transcription factor binding
Source: RefSeq, a predicted model, not a curated record
CCUCGUGCAGUCAUCGCGCGCAGGAAAAAGUGGAGGCUCAGGAAAGAUGAAUAAAGGUGUCUCGCGCUGUUGGAAUUUGUGGGCGGUCAGAUAAGGAGAGAGAAAGUAAAGGAUUAUGAUCCGUUUUUUCAAUGCGCGCCAGAGGCUGGAACUGGCUAUAUAUACAGGAGGUGAUGGAGAGGAGCUGCACAGAUCAUCAGGCAGCUGAGCAGGCAACACCGAUCACUUGGGGACUCUAAUUAACUACAGAGAAAAAGAGGACUGCAUCUCUCAUCACUGACAACCUAACAGCAAAAAAAAAAAAAAAAAAAAACCACACACACACAGACAGUAGAGAGCUGAAGACAAACUCCUGAUCAUAGACAUGGGGCUGCUGCGUGUUGAAGAGCUGGUCACCGGGAAGAGAGGUGAGGGAAGGGUGGGAGAAACUGCUUGUGCAGAGGUGUUCGCUGCUGGAGAAUAUGAAACCAGCAUCAUCCAGGAGAAGCAGGACGGCAUUCACACACAACAGGACCUGAAUGACAUCACCCAGAAUGAGACCAAACCAAGUGAACAGAAGCCAAAACUCAAUGUUGACCGAUCCGGACAUCUAAAACUAGAAACUGUGGAAGAUCUCUUCAAUAUUUUGGAACUGAGAAAGAGGAGAAAGGAAAGGAAGAUUCAGAUGUUAAAGAAAGAGCCAGAGCCUGAUAUCUUGCCUGAAACAGUGGACCAGGGGUUGUUUCUCAAAGCUGUCACAGAAAAUAAACUGCCUGUUGUGGAGAAAUAUUUAGCAGAUGGUGGAGACCCCAAUGCCUGUGAUCAUUUUAAGCGUUCAGCUCUGCAUAAAGCCAGUGCACAAGGUCACACAGAGAUCAUGCAGAAGCUCCUGGAGAGUGGAGCAUCCAUGGAUCAGAAAGACAAGCUGGAUGCCACAGCUGUGCACUGGGCCUGCAGAGGUGGAAGCCUGCCUGCCCUGGAGCUGCUUCUCAAUAAAGGAGCCAAAUUCAACUCCAGAGACAAGCUAGCCAGCACUCCACUCCAUGUUGCAGUUCGGACGGGACAUUACGAAUGUGCUGAGCAUCUCAUUCAUUGUGGAGCUGAUGUAAAUGCUAAAGACAGGGACGGAGACUCACCAAUGCAUGAUGCAGUUAGGAUAAACAGAUUUAAAAUGAUUAAACUGCUGAUGAUGUACGGAGCCAGUCUAAAUGCCAAAAACAAUGAUGGAAAGACGCCAAUGGAGACUCUGCUGUCAUGGCAAAAAGGUGUAAAAAACAUACUAACUAAUCUUAAUGAAUGUGAAGCACCAAAGUCAGAUGAACAGCUUUUCAACAUUUGAUACACUGAAGGGUUUCAGAUGUCCUUUCCUUUUUACUUUCUUUCUUUCUUGCUUGAUGAACAAUAAAAAUUGAAUAGUACUUUGCAAUUUACAUAAUUAUGACGCUAAUUGCUGGCGAUGGAGCGUCUGAAAUAUUGAUGAGGGUAUUUGUAAAUAUUGUUUUUUCUCACUUGAUUUUUGAGAGAAAUUAAUCUUCUGGGAGUGGCACAAGACAUCAACAUGUUUGUGUGCUCUUAAGUGUAUUUAAUGUUGAUUUAAUAUUAAUUUAAUUUCUUGUGACUGUAUUUGAAAAAUGUCCAUGACUGUUUGAUUUUACAGGAAAAUGUCUAGACAGAUUUGAGACUGAACUAUAUAAGUGUGCAGAAAUGGAACAGAAUGUGAAUGCGGGUCUGAGAAUGUUUAUUGUGAUGGAUAUCAUUAUUGUAAAUGAUUUAUAAUUUUGGACAGGAUUUGUGAAAGACUUUAGUACAGGGUAAAUGGACAUCCAUUAUGAAAUGUACAUUGAAUAAUGUGUUUUGUAUUUUUUUAAAAGAUGAAAUAAAACUGUCUUUCAUUUCAAUAA